Cooperia oncophora is the source of this 333-nucleotide messenger RNA. The record is from the annotation of a GenBank genome assembly. Lineage: Eukaryota; Metazoa; Nematoda; Chromadorea; Rhabditida; Trichostrongylidae.
AUGAAGAAUAAAAGUGACAUUAUAUGGGAAAUCAGCAAGAGGAAACAUGGAUGCGGAAUAACAGGCGAAAAGACUGAGCAUGUUACUAAGCUCAAGCUGCUGGAGGCUGUAGUUCGACUUGCUGGAAGAGAGCCCACCCAACAGCCCACCAGCGAUUCGGAUCUCAGAAUGAUCUUCAAAAUUCGAAGUACUAACAACGAUGAGUAUCAAGUACGUUCCGACUUUGGACUCGGCGACCCUGCUGAAAAGUUGAGCACGGAAGUUACGCGAUUGAGUGCCCCCCCCCCCCUUCAAAUGACGACAGAAUUAUGGUGCAAUUUACAAACGCACUAA